CCUGUGGGAGUGAGCGGGAACUGCAGUGAGGAGCAGCAGUAGCAGCGCUAACUCCGCUGUGUUUGUCUGUGUUUAACUCUGUUAUAAAUUUCUGCAUAUUUAAUAAUGUCGGAUGAUGAGAAGUUACCCUCCGGGUGGGAGAAACGGAUGAGCCGGAGUUCAGGUAGGGUGUACUACUUUAAUCACAUCACUAAUGCGAGUCAGUGGGAGCGGCCGUCGGGUGCAGGUGAGGGCGCAGGUGUAGUGGAUAAGGUGCGCUGCUCUCACCUGCUGGUGAAACACAACCAGUCCCGCAGACCGUCGUCCUGGAGGGAGGAGAACAUCACCCGCAGUAAAGAGGAGGCCCUGCAGCUCAUACAGAAGUAUAUAGAACAGAUAAAGUCUGGUGAGGAGGAUUUUGAGACGUUGGCGUCUCGGUUCAGCGACUGCAGCUCAGCGAGAAACGGAGGAGAUCUCGGGAUGUUCGGCAGAGGUCAGAUGCAGAAGCCGUUUGAGGAAGCCUCUUUUGCUCUGAAGAUUGGAGAUAUGAGCGGACCAGUGUUCACCGACUCCGGCGUUCACAUCAUCCUCCGCACCGGAUAAUCUACCACUCCUCCAUCCCUCCAUCCCUCCGUCUGUCCUUCCCUCCCUCUACCUGUCAUAUAUAUAAAUCCCUGGACUUAUUAAUAAACACGCUCUUUUAUUCGCUGUAAGGCGUAAGCGCAGCUGAACGCCGUUGCCUGGCUGAUAGAUCUCCCUGUUUUUACUGUAGCUGAGCUGCUCAGACCAAUCGGUUCAGAGACCCAAAAUCACCCAGAAACAUCAGCUACCGUAUUUCUCACACUAUAAGAGCACCGGAUUAUAAAGCGCAUUUUAACAGUCACUAUAAGGAACUUCUAAUUCAGCAGGUCCCACUGCUGGGUUUAGUAAAGCUAAGCUAAGUAAACAAAACUUUAAUAAAAAAGACUUUAAAAUAAAGUUAAAUGAGCACUGAAUGGUAAUCUACACAGAUUUCUCUCCUGAAAACUGUUUCUUUUAAAUUCCCUAAUUUCUCCAUCACUAAGGCUGGAGCAUUAGCAUUAGCCACUAAUGCUAGUGCUCUAAUCUUAGUGCUUGAGAAAUUCUGUAAUCUAAGUUUACUGUAAAUAAACGGAAAUGAUUUACUUACCCAAAUGAGUGUAUGCUAGCCAGGGUUAGCAGCUAAUAAUACUCACCUCUGAACAACAAAAGAGCUAGCACUAGUGCUAAUGCAGGUAGUGCUAAUGCUGCUCCAGCCUCGGUGCUGGACAACUAUUAGCAUUAGCGGCUAACCACUAGCUGGUAAUGCUAAUGUUGUCCAGCAGUGCUAGCUGGGUUUAAGAUCAGUCUACAGGCCAAUAAUACUUACCUCUGAAUGGGAAAAUAGCGGCUAAUGUUAGUGGCUAAUGCUAAUGCUACUCCAGCCUCGGUGCUAAAGCACCAUUAGCAUUAGCAGCUAACCACUAGCCGGUAAUGCUAAGGUUGUCCAGCAGUGCUAGCUGGGGUUAAGAGCAGGCUACAGACAGGUAAUACUCACCUCUGAAUGGUGAAAGAGCUAGCACUUAACACGAUUAACAUGUAAAGUUAAUGCUGCUCCAGCAGUGCUAGCAGCAGGUUACAGGAUGAUAAUACUCACCUCUGAACGGAGAAAUAUCGGUUGGCGGCUAAUGCUAAUGCUACUCACCCUCAUAACUCUAGGAAGUGGCUUUACUGCUCCUUAAUACCUGACUGGUAGAAUUCAAACAUGAGGAGCACCGGAUUAUAAGGAUUACUGUCAAUUUUUGGUAAAAUUAAAGGAUUUUAAGUGCGCCUUAUAGUGUGAAAAAUACGGUAAAUACGCUAAACGCUGGCUGGAUGACGUCCUGGUUCAUUAUCAGUAUCGAUAUUAAUAAAACCUGCUUUCGAAGUUUAAAAGCUGACAUAAUUAUAAUUCUCUAAUUCUCUAACUGCUGCUGUUUCCAUGUGGGUCAGCCAGACGUCUUCCUGUAGCAGUUUUUUUUCUCCAGUUUCCGCGAGUCUUGAAGUCUUGAAGGUGUAGGAAACAGUACUCACCGCUCUCUGACUUCAUCUGUAAUUUCUCUAAAGAAAAGAAUAGACUUCUACUUCUUAAUAGUGGUUUAUUUACAGUACUAAGAUUACUUUUUUGAGUUUUUAGUUCAUUUGAUUUCCUGACAGUUUACUGAUAAAUUUUGUAAAUUGGAUUUUGUGUAAUUUUUACAUAUAUAUAUUUUUUUCCCCUGAACCUGAAGAGCUUUAAUCGCAAAAAUAAAAGGAAACAAACUUGGGUGUUCAAAAACGUUUGACCGAUAGUGUACAUUUACGUUAAUUGUACAAUAAAAUUAACUUCACUUUUUUGGAAGUUGAUAAAAAAACUUGAAAGAUCUAAGAAAAAAAAACAUUGUUAAUUGAAUGAAGUACCAAGUUCAAAAUUAAAAUGUUUUUUAAAAAAAUACUUUACUAUUAAUAAACUUAAAACAUUUAAUGGUAAAAUUCACACAUUUAAAGUUUCUUUUUGUUUUGAACUUGCGACCUGCUGAAAUUCAGCUCCUUAGAAAUUGUCAAAUAAAAUAAAAAAAUUCAGAUCCAUUAAGUAAAAUCUAUUUUUUUUUUUGGUUCAAAACUCAGAAAUACAAAUUUAAUCCUCUCUUUCAAGAAAGUCAUUUCACAUUUAAUUUACAGAUUUGUCUUUCUGUGUUUUUAAUCAUCAGAUUAAUUUAAUGUUUAAUUUAAAAUGUAUCUGAACAGCAAAUUUCACCACUGAACACGUUCAAAACACAUAUUUGAACUUAGACCAUUAAUAUUUCAAGUUUAUUAAAAAUUCUGAUUUAAUUAAAACAUCCAAACUUUAGAUUUUAAUACUUAUGUCAGCUUUUAAUCUCCAUGCAGGGACCUCAUCCAGCAGCGGCUGAAAGUGUCUUUCUUUUCAUUAUCUCACAACAUCUUCCAUCUAUAUCAUUAACCUCAUUAUUGCAACCUCGAGGAGAAAUGAUGCUAAAUAAUGACCAAUAAAGAUGUAAAAGUUAAAAAUUACAA
This is a messenger RNA of Astyanax mexicanus (Mexican tetra), 3030 nucleotides long. RefSeq names its product peptidylprolyl cis/trans isomerase, NIMA-interacting 1 (gene pin1). Gene Ontology annotation, molecular function: peptidyl-prolyl cis-trans isomerase activity; protein binding. Gene Ontology annotation, cellular component: cytosol; nucleus. The transcript has 4 exons. The coding region runs from base 106 to 582 and encodes 158 amino acids. The record is from RefSeq and is a predicted model, not a curated record. Lineage: Eukaryota; Metazoa; Chordata; Actinopteri; Characiformes; Acestrorhamphidae.